Molecule: messenger RNA, 882 nt
Organism: Fusarium pseudograminearum CS3096
Lineage: Eukaryota; Fungi; Ascomycota; Sordariomycetes; Hypocreales; Nectriaceae
Exons: 3
Coding region: 1-882 (293 amino acids)
Source: RefSeq, a predicted model, not a curated record
AUGUCUUCCCCUAAAGAUUCCCAGGAAUGGACUCAGGUUUCUCGCAAAUCUCGCAAGAACAAGUCCAAGUCCACAAGUUCCAAUCAAGUGUCUUCAUCAUCUCGCUCACAUAUCAACGCCCGCAGAGACGUUCCCAACGAGGAAAACAUUCGCGCCCCAGCUGAGCUUGAAGCAUCUUACAGACAAAAUCGAGAGCACUGGAAGUCUGAACCAUCAUGUGCAGAGGUCCGCGAGCUCAUCGCGAGCAAAGCCUCACAUCUCAACAAGAUCAACCGCGCUAUCAAUUUUGGUGUUGGCACGUUUGAUCCCAAGGGGGUCUACAAUCCCAAGGCAUCAUUCGUACAACUCGCAGCAUUUGAUAUCAUUGUAGAAGAACUAGAGAAAAUCACAGGUGAAAAGAUAGAGACGUAUAUUCAGGACCCCCUGUUCAGCGACUCCGACAAGACUUUCCUUGCCAACCUCGGCCACACCGUCGUCGAAGAGCCAGCAGGAAACGAUCUCAUCACGCCGACUACCUUCUUCUUUGGCGUUCAUCUCUACAAGGGUGUCUAUAAAGAAGCUUUCGAGAAGCAUCUUCCUGUGCUCUUUAUCGGAACAAGCUGGGAUGCUUGGGAGAAUACGUUGGAUGUGGAUGGCCUCGAAAAGAUCAAAGAGAUACACAAUACGUUUGAGCAUUGCGAAUUCCCCGAAGACAAGUACGACACGGCCUUUUCGACCACGGGUAUUUACUGGAAGGUCGAGGGUGAGGAUGAGAAGAGUGAGUCGGUUGAGGAUGAAGACAAGGGAAAGGGAGAGGGAAAGGAUGACAGUGAUGGAGUCGCAGUCAAAGAAGGGGACGAGGAUGAGCUUUCCAAGAAACUUGAGUCGACUACUAUCUCGUAA